This is a messenger RNA of Podospora bellae-mahoneyi, 1242 nucleotides long. RefSeq lists its product as uncharacterized. The record is from RefSeq and is a predicted model, not a curated record. Gene Ontology annotation, molecular function: hydrolase activity; carboxy-lyase activity. Lineage: Eukaryota; Fungi; Ascomycota; Sordariomycetes; Sordariales; Podosporaceae. Gene Ontology annotation, cellular component: cytoplasm; cytosol. Gene Ontology annotation, biological process: secondary metabolic process. The transcript has a single exon. Bases 1 to 1242 code for a protein of 413 amino acids.
AUGCCUUCCAGCAAGAAGAAGCCCCAGCAACCCGCACAGGGGGAACCCUCCAACCCAACCGCCCCCGCAGUCGAAACAACAGAUCCCCAGACCAACAAGCCCAACAUCGUCGACAUCCACACCCAUAUGUACCCUGUCUCCUACAUCAAGCUUCUCGAAUCCCGCAACACCAUUCCCCUCAUCCGGUCCUUCCCUGGCCACCCUGAACCUCGCCUCGUCCUCCUCCCCUCUGAGGUCCCCCUCCUUUCCAACCCUUCCCCAUCCCACCCCCCAGGACGCCCCCUGACAGAAGCCUACACCUCCCUCGACGCCAAGAUCGCCUUCAUGGACAAGCACAACAUCUCCAUCUCGGUCCUCUCCCUCGCUAACCCCUGGCUCGAGUUCCUCUCCACCUCCCCCGACCCCUCAUCCCUCUUGGAACCCGCUCUCAGAAUCAACGUCGAGUUCGAAGUCAUGUGCAAUCAACACCCCGGCCGGCUCUACUUUUUCGGCGUCCUCCCCCUCCACCCCGAAAACACCUUGUGCGCACUCCCGUUGGUUCUCUCCAUGAAGAUGAAAUUCAAACACUGCCGAGGUGUCAUCAUCGGCACCAAUGGGCUGGGAAAAGGUCUCGAUGAUCCGGACAUGGAGGACGUUUUUGAAAUGUUGGAGGAAGAUGACCUGCCAAUAUUUCUUCACCCGCAUUAUGGGUUGCCAAAUCAGGUGUUUGGAGAGAGGGCGGAGAAGGGGGAGUACGGGCAUGUGUUGUCGUUGGCGUUAGGGUUCCCGAUGGAGACGACGGUGGCGGUGUCGAGGAUGUAUCUGUCGGGCAUGUUUGACAAGUUUCCCAAGCUAAAAGUCAUUCUGGCGCAUGGGGGUGGGACGUUGCCGUUUUUGGCGGCGAGGAUUGAGAGUUGCAUUCGGCAUGAUGGGUAUUUGCACAAGAAGGAGAAGGAAGGGCGUGGGAAGAUCAAAAGGUCAAUAUGGGAGGUGUUGAACAGUCAGGUGUAUCUGGAUGCGGUGGUGUAUGGGGAGGUUGGACUGAAAGCGGCGAUUCAGGCGUCGGGAGAGAGAGGGGUGGAGAGGCUGAUGUUUGGGACUGAUCAUCCCUUCUUCCCACCGUUAGAGGAAGGGGAGGAGGAAUGGGGGAGUGUGGUGAUGAAUACUGAGGCUGUGAAUAAGGGGCUGGGGGAGGGGAGCAAGGAGGCGAGGAUGGUGUUGGGGGAGAAUGCGAUCAAGAUUUUGAACUUGGAGAAACCCUGA